AUGGCAGAAGGGGACGCUCCUGCCAAGGGUGGCUACAAGCAGCUCGGCGAGCGCAAUGAGAGUACGCAGAAGUCCAGAGACUCAGCUAUCGCAGGAAUCUUGAAGACCUGGAACAUCACGGACUUCGAUAGUAUCAUCCCUGCAGUCAUAAAGCCCGCCAAGGACUUGGGCAACAAUGCGAUCUACAACAUCAGAACCAUUUCCCGGCGUACGACACUAGCGGCUGCACAAGGUCUCUUCCUAAGUGAGUGCAAGAAUGAAACUGGAGCCCCAAUCAGGUUGUCCUUCGGUCACACUGCCAAGAUUGCGAAGGACUUGUUGGCACAAGAAGCAGCAACCAAGGCAGUGCAGGGUGGCAGUAAUGGUAGCUCUGCAGAAAGGGAAAAUACUGAGACGAAGUUGAAGUUGAGACGUAGGGCAACUGAGCCUGUCAAGAAGACGACUCCUAACGACCUAGUCAUUCCUAGAAAGACCAUUCCGCCUCCAUUUACCUUCGGCAGCUCUCCUACUUCCAAGAAAGUCGAUAUUGAUCAAACCGUGAAGCCACAUACACGAGGUCUUGCCAUCAAGAUGACAAUUGUCGAUGACAGUGGAACUUCAAAAUCGUCAGUCCACAAGAGCGUCUUUGGCUUUCUUGAUGGCGAGGUUUCCCCUAUUCCAGCAUCAAAGAAACGUCCGCUGCCUCCUAAGAUGGUGCAGGAGAACGGAAAGGAAGAGCGCGGUCCACCUGAGAAGAAGAAUAGAAAGGAGGAGAACUUGGCAGGCAAUCCUGUUGAGACUCAAGGUCACGAAACUGUCAAUAAUGACCUAGUCGGUGAGCCGGUCAUACCACUCCGUGGACUGUUCUCCAACGACGAAGAUGAGAUACUUAAGCCACUUGACACCUCGAAGAAUCUCUCAGGCGACGACGAAGACGUUGCAAUGGCCGAGCUGAACAAGCUCAUGCAAGAGAAUAAAGCUGAGAACGAGAAGCUGUUCGGAACCUUUCCACCACUUUCUCCUUCCACAGAUGCAAACGAGAAAAUCACCAAUACCAUUACUCCGAAGCCUACGAUUUCUCCAACUCGUACCGUUGACGCAUCGAAGGAAGCUCUUGCCGGUCUCUCCCCUGGUAUUUUGAAGGAGAACCUUCCAGGACUUGAAGGUAACACCAUUGUUGUUGAUGCUGGCGGCCCAAAAGUACGGGCGACUAGCCUUGGCCCUGUUCGGAAACCCAAUAUCAAGAACCCCAUUCCCCCUCUCAAGAGCACGGCCAGAAAGACUGCUGAAACCGGCGAAGUUACGAAGUCCAAGGCCCAGGAUGUCUCUAUCCACAACGGUCUCAGCAUGGAGGAAGCCGAACCAAAGACCACGACCGUUGCUCCUGUUGCUAGUAUGAGCACUGAAGUUGGCGCGAAGACCACUGCUGUUGCUCCUAUUGCCGAUAUGGGCACUGGUCAGGCCCCCAUUGUAGCCAUGCACGAGAUCCAACAGCCCAAGCAGGCUGUAGUUGUUGAACCAGCAGCUGCUCUGCAGGCUACUGCUUUGGAAGCAAUGGCGUCUCAAGGAUCUGGUCCUCAACCUGACCCCUUGAAGGAGCAUUGCAGUUUCAUCGCUACUGGAUUCAGGGAGGUUUUGGACACCGAGAAACUCGUUAAUCUCGCGCGUCCGGAGCAACAAGCAUUGACCCAAGACAUCAAGGCGGUCUUUGAUACUGCAUUGCGUCAUUUGGAGGGUGACCUUGUUUGGGUUUUCAAGCAACACGGUUCAGGCAUCUGA
Hyaloscypha bicolor E is the source of this 1758-nucleotide messenger RNA. RefSeq lists its product as uncharacterized. The coding region runs from base 1 to 1758 and encodes 585 amino acids. Lineage: Eukaryota; Fungi; Ascomycota; Leotiomycetes; Helotiales; Hyaloscyphaceae. The record is from RefSeq and is a predicted model, not a curated record. The transcript is spliced from 6 exons.